Messenger RNA from Psylliodes chrysocephalus, 1902 nucleotides. The record is from the annotation of a GenBank genome assembly. NCBI's taxonomy places the organism in Eukaryota, Metazoa, Arthropoda, Insecta, Coleoptera, Chrysomelidae.
AUGUAUCCAUUGUUUUUGUUACUAAUUUUCGCACGAGCCUCUGAAUCCUCAUCUGAAGGCUACUGUGGUUCCUACCACGGAUUCAUUUGUAAAAACUACAUUUUAAGCUCCAAACAAGUGUGGUAUAACAACAGCGGCGGUUACGAAAAUGAAAAAAUUACCACAGCUCUUUGGGACGAGCUGAUAGUGACUUUGAACGAGCCGUGUAGAACCGCAGCAGAAAAACUGCUUUGUUUCUAUUCAUUUCCCGAUUGCAAUGUAUCUAAACCUCUUCCAUUGUGCCACCAAGAUUGUGUGGCAGUGCAGAAAUUGUUUUGCUACAAAGAAUGGGGUCUGAUUGAAGAUAAAAAGCUGCAAGGUAUUUAUAUUAAAUCUAGGGGUCAUUUUCGUUUACCAGAUUGUUCUAUUUUGCCCAAAUACAAUAGAGAUGAGCCAGAAUGUGCUUAUGCUGGUUUGACCGACAUGAAAUUAGAUGAAGUGAGUCAUGAUUGUGUUAAAGGUCGAGGGCGAUUUUAUCAAGGUAAAGUUAAUAUUACCAAAGCGGGGAUACCGUGUCAACGGUGGGACUCUCAAUUGCCACAUACCCAUGAUUCACCACCUAAUAUUUUUCCGGAACUUACCAAUGCUGAGAAUUACUGUAGGAAUGCUGGGGGAGAGGAGAAGAGACCUUGGUGCUUUACUACUAAUCCGGAGAUACGAUGGCAACAUUGCGAUAUACCACGUUGCCCAAAUUCGACUUUUGAAGAAGUUGAAACUAAAAGUAUUGCUAUGGAUCGAUUUCUGUCUCCAACUUUCCUAAUUGUAGCAUCUUCUGUUGGGUUAUUUGUUCUUCUUUCAGUUCUAUUAUUAAUUCUACUAUGUUAUCGCAUUCACAAACGACGUUUAUUGGGUUACAAUGCCCCAGAAACUGGUGAAGUUAACAUCGAUUUAGACAAACUUCCCAGUAACAUGGCAUACCACAGCCAUGGGGCUACUUUAAACCCCAAAUUAGAAAAAUUAGAAUUCCCCAGAAAUGAUAUUAUCUACAUUAGAGAUUUAGGACAAGGAGCGUUUGGUAGUGUGUUCCAGGCUAAAGCACCAGGAUUAAUCUCAGGUGAAGAAUUCACCAUAGUAGCUGUUAAAAUGCUUAAAGAAGACGCUUCUGAGGACAUGCAGGACGAUUUCGAAAAAGAAGCUUGUUUGUUGGCCGAAUUUGAUCAUCCAAAUAUCGUGAAAUUGCUUGGUGUGUGUGCUAUGGGACGACCAAUGUGCUUGCUUUUUGAAUACAUGGGAAAAGGGGAUUUGAACGAGUUCUUGAGGCAGUGUUCACCUAGUAAUUACAUAGUUAGAAGCAUUAUAGAUGGCAGCUCACCCAAUAGGGAUGUUUACAAGGAUAACCAGUUGGGUCAUCUAGAGAAAGUCAAUAUUGCUCUUCAGAUUGCUUCAGGUAUGGUCUACUUAUCACAAAGAAAGUUCGUACACAGAGACUUAGCCACUAGAAACUGUCUCAUCAGCGACGACAUGGUGGUGAAAAUAGCCGAUUUCGGCCUGUCACAAAAGAUCUACCUCCAAGACUAUUACAAAGGCAGUGACCGGGACGCCAUACCCGUACGAUGGAUGCCAUUAGAAAGCAUUCUCUAUAACAAAUACACCCCCGAAUCUGACGUAUGGGCCUUUGGCGUAUGCCUGUGGGAGAUCUUCUCCUAUGCCUUACAACCAUACUACGGGAUGACGCACGAGGAGGUCAUCAAGUUUCUCAAAGAGGGAAACGUGUUAUCUAGUCCAGAAAGUUGCCCUGCGCCUGUCUACGAACUAAUGAAGCAGUGCUGGGGACAAAAGCCUGUCGACAGGCCUAGUUUUGAAAGGGUUUAUCAGACUUUGAUGGACGUACGGGUAAAUAUGCUGUCCAUGCCUAUGCAUUAG